UGGAGAACUGGGUGAAGGAUCAGGGAGCGGAGACCAGUUCCCAGGCAGUGGCCCUGGUCGAAGGUCUCCUCCUGAGCCAGGCAGAGGAGAAGCAGCAGCAGGAGAUGUUGAAGGGAUGCUGGCAGAAGGGGAACAAUCCGAAGUGUCACCGAAAGGAUCCAAAGAGGAAGGGGAGCAAAGGAAGCUGAGGGUUCAAGAUGGAGGCAGAAGGCGAGAGGGGAGACGAAAGCAGAAGCCGGAGGGUGACUCUUGUAUGUCUCAGGGUGGUGAAAAUCAAAUUCCCAGAGAGGAGAAACCUUAUAAAUGUUUGGAGUGUGGAAAGAGCUUCAGUAACAGUAGUGCUCUUACCUCGCAUCAAAGAUCUCAUACAGGGGAGAAACCGUAUAUAUGUUUAGAGUGUGGAAAGAGUUUCAGUCGCAAUGGUGCCCUUACCAGGCACCAAAGAUCUCAUACAGGGGAGAAACCGUAUACAUGUUUGGAGUGUGGAAAGAGUUUCAGUCACAAUGGUGCCCUUACCAGGCACCAAAGAUCUCAUACAGGGGAGAAACCGUAUACAUGUUUAGAGUGUGGAAGGAGCUUCAGUCAGAAUAGUACCCUUACCUUUCAUCAAAGAUCUCAUACAGGGGAGAAACCGUAUACAUGUUCAGAGUGUGGAAGGAGCUUCAGUAAGAGUAGCGAUCUUAAGUCCCAUCAACGAACUCAUACAGGGGAGAAACCAUAUACAUGUUCGGAGUGUGGAAAGAGCUUCCGUGACAAUCGUAGCCUUACCAGGCACCAAAGAUAUCAUACAGGGGAGAAACCGUAUACAUGUUCGGAGUGUGGAAAGAACUUCACUAGCAGUAGCCAUCUUAAGUCCCAUCAACGAAGUCAUACAGGGGAGAAACCUUAUAAAUGUUUGGAGUGUGGGAAGAGCUUCAGUCAGAGUACUGCCCUUAUCUUGCAUCAAAGAUCUCAUACAGGGGAGAAACCAUAUAAAUGUUUGGAGUGUGGAAAAAGCUUCAGUGUACGUAGUACCCUUAAAUUGCAUAAAAGAUCUCAUACAGGGGAGAAACCGUAUACAUGUUCAGAGUGUGGAAAAAGCUUCAAUCACACUGGUACCCUUACCUUGCAUCAACGAACUCAUACAGGGGAGAAACCGUAUACAUGUUCAGAGUGUGGAAGGAGCUUCAGUACGAGUAGCUACCUUAAGUCGCAUCAACGAACUCAUACAGGGGAGAAACAGCAUACGUGCUUGGAGUGUGGAUUGAGCUUCGCUCGCAGCAGUGCGCUUACUAGACAUCAACAAACUCAUAGAGGCAGCAAACCUUAUAAAUGCUGGGAAUGUGGCAAGAGCUUCAGUCGCACCGACUACCUUUCCUCGCAUGAAAGAAUUCAUACAGGGGAGAAGCGAUAUACAUGUUUGGAGUGUGGAAAGAGCUUCAGCUACAGUUGCAGCCUUACCUUGCAUCAAAGAUUGCACACAGGAGAGAAACCGUAUAAAUGUUUGGAGUGUGGCAAGAGCUUCAGUCGUGGUAGCUUACUUACAUUGCAUCAAAGAACUCAUACAGGAGAGAAACCGUAUACAUGUUCGGAGUGUGGAAGGAGCUUCAGUCACCAUAGCUCCCUUAAGUCGCAUCAAAGAAUUCAUAUAGGAGAGAAACCGUAUACAUGUUCGGAGUGUGGAAGGAGCUUCAUUCAAAGUAGCUCCCUUAAGUGGCAUCAAAGAACUCAUACAGGGAGGAAAUCUUAGAAAUGUUUGGCCUAUAGAAAGAACUUAUGUGACAAGGACUCCCUUACUAAACUGAAAAGAACCCGUACAAGGGAAACAGAAAGGUUGGAGUGUGGGAAGAUAUUUAAUCAUAUCAAAUAACUCCUACAGAGAGUAAAACAAUGAUUGUGUUCAGAAUUAGAAUUUGCUUCCAUUAGAAUUUUUAUUCCUUUUAGUGGCUGUGUUGCAGAUUAUUCUCCUGAUCAGAGUUAGAUUUACAUAGCUAUGUUCUAUUUUCUUUCUCAUGCGUUAUUUCCCAUGUAUUCAUCACUUGUAUAUAGUGGUGCUUUAAUAUUUCUCCCAUCCCCAAAAUUUGUUAAUCUGGUGUGAAUUGAUCUGAUAUUUUUCAUAGACACAAAUGCAUUCUCUGGUAUUCUGUUGACGUAUGUAAAUGACGUAUCUUUGCAAUGAGAGUAUAGCCCCUCAGAUCACAGCUCUAAUGAACAAAUGCUGUUGAAAAACAUAUACUGUAUAAUAAGCCUCAA
Molecule: messenger RNA, 2232 nt
Organism: Podarcis raffonei (Aeolian wall lizard)
Lineage: Eukaryota; Metazoa; Chordata; Lepidosauria; Squamata; Lacertidae
Product: zinc finger protein OZF-like
Exons: 2
Coding region: 116-1729 (537 amino acids)
Biological process (GO): regulation of transcription by RNA polymerase II
Molecular function (GO): RNA polymerase II cis-regulatory region sequence-specific DNA binding; DNA-binding transcription factor activity
Source: RefSeq, a predicted model, not a curated record